Fonsecaea multimorphosa CBS 102226 is the source of this 1317-nucleotide messenger RNA. RefSeq lists its product as uncharacterized. Lineage: Eukaryota; Fungi; Ascomycota; Eurotiomycetes; Chaetothyriales; Herpotrichiellaceae. The record is from RefSeq and is a predicted model, not a curated record. Gene Ontology annotation, cellular component: endoplasmic reticulum membrane; COPII-coated ER to Golgi transport vesicle; Golgi membrane. Gene Ontology annotation, biological process: retrograde vesicle-mediated transport, Golgi to endoplasmic reticulum; endoplasmic reticulum to Golgi vesicle-mediated transport. Bases 1 to 1317 code for a protein of 438 amino acids. The transcript is spliced from 2 exons.
AUGGCCCUCAAAUCGCGGUUUCACCGACUGGACGCAUUCACAAAGACGGUCGAAGAUGCGCGGGUGCGGACGACCUCCGGCGGCAUCGUGACGAUCGCCUCCAUCCUUAUUAUUUUAUACCUGGUGUGGGGGGAAUGGAGCGAUUACAGGAAGAUUUUGGUGAUGCCGGAGUUGAUUGUGGACAAGGGGCGAGGCGAGAAGAUGGAAAUCCACCUCAACAUCUCGUUCCCCCGCAUCCCUUGCGAAUUGCUCACUCUCGAUGUCAUGGACGUCUCGGGCGAGCAGCAGACGGGCGUCGUCCACGGGGUCAACAAAGUGCGCCUUUCCUCCGUCGCCGAGGGUUCUAGCAUCAUCGACACGACCGCCCUGAUCCUGCACAGUCAACAGGACAAUGCCGCGCACCUGGACCCGGAGUACUGCGGCUCCUGCUACUCCGCCCCUUCGCCACCCAAUGCCACGAAACCGGGCUGCUGCAAUACCUGUGACGAAGUGCGCGAGGCAUAUGCCAGCAACAGCUGGGCGUUCGGACGAGGCGAGGGUGUGGAACAGUGCGAGCGGGAAGGGUAUGGUGAGAGACUCGACGCCCAACGCAAGGAAGGGUGUCGCAUCGAGGGCGUCAUUCGCGUGAACAAAGUCGUGGGUAAUUUCCACAUCGCGCCCGGUCGCAGCUUCUCGAACGGGAACAUGCACGUGCACGACUUGAACAAUUACUUUGAUACACCUGUCGAGGGCGGACACACGUUUACACACGAGAUACAUUCCCUGAGGUUUGGCCCGCAGUUGAGUGACGACGACGUCGGGGUGACGGCGAAAUGGAGUGAUCAUCACCAUUCGAAUCCCUUGGACGGCGUGAAGCAGGAGACGGAAGAACCCGGGUUCAAUUUCAUGUAUUUCAUCAAGGUGGUGAGCACGAGUUAUCUACCUCUGGGUUGGGAUGAGGAUCGGAGCGUGAAACAGCACUCGUCCCUCGCGGAUUUGAUCCCGCUGGGCAUGCAGGGCAAGGGUGCGGGAAGUCAGGGGUCGAUCGAGACACAUCAGUACUCUGUCACAUCGCACAAGAGGUCUUUGAGUGGUGGCAAUGAUGCCGCCGAGGGACACAAGGAGAGACUCCACGCGCACGGAGGCAUUCCCGGCGUGUUUUUCAGCUACGACAUCUCGCCGAUGAAGGUGAUCAACCGGGAGGCGAGGCCCAAGACCUUUGCCAAUUUCUUGACGGGGGUUUGUGCGGUGGUCGGGGGGACGUUGACGGUGGCGGCGGCGAUCGAUAGGGGGUUGUACGAGGGCAGUACGAGGUUGAAGAAGGUUCAUCAGGGGUGA